This is a messenger RNA of Dracunculus medinensis (Guinea worm), 1179 nucleotides long. The record is from the annotation of a GenBank genome assembly. Lineage: Eukaryota; Metazoa; Nematoda; Chromadorea; Rhabditida; Dracunculidae.
AUGGACAUGGGAUGUCAAUUAAGUGGUCAUAAAUGUGGACUUAAUAUGAAUUUCAUUCCAGUCUUUAUAAAUUUAUCAUUGAAUAUAUGCACACAGCAUUGUCAGUGCGACAAUGAAAAUUUUGUACUAAAUGGCGAACAAUGCAUUAAUCGAAACAAUUUAUUCAGGAAUAUUAUUAGUGAACCGAAGAAAAGAGAGGAGAGACAGAAUUCAUUAAAUUGUUUGUACGGGAACUGUUUGCUUUCUCAAGAAAUCCUUGAUUAUGGUUGUAAAUUAGAAGGACAACCAUGUGGACCGAAUAUGACGUUUCGAAUAGUCGAUAAAGAAGAACUUGGAGAUGAAGAGAUUCUUGGCGUUAAAUGUACUGCGAUUUGUAAAUGUGCCAAUGAAUUUUACGAAAACGAAGGACGGUGCAUUAAGAUAGACCAACAAAGCAUUCUUCAUCAGUACUAUAAUCCGUGUUCAAAACGAAAUUGCACAGUUGGUGAAAUGGUUUUCGAUGGUGGUUGUCGUUUAGCUGGACAAAACUGUGGAAUAAAUAUGAUAUUCGUUAUGCAUACUCGUGGUACAAUAUUUGCAUCAAACACUGAGUAUUGUUAUCAACGUUGCAGUUGCCAAAAUGGGGAAUUUGUUGAAAAUAAUUUACAAUGCGAAAAGAAAGAUGAAUUUCAUUCGGCGAAUGGAAUAUACCAAAUCGAUUUUAUUGAAUAUUGUCCACAAGAUCGUUACAAACUUGAAGAAGAGAUUUUUGAUGCGGGUUGCCGUUUGACUGGUCAAUAUUGCGCACCAAAUAUGGUAUUCAGGACUGUUCAAAAUUUUUCCAAUGAUUGUAUACAACGUUGUAUUUGUGAAGAAGAAUAUAAUUACAAUGAAGAAGAUGGAGAAUGCUUUAGAGAUUGGUACUGUGAAGAAGGACACUGCAAACUUGGAAAGGCGGUAUAUGAUAAUGGUUGUACGCUUACUAACUUUAAAUGUGGAACCAAUAUGAAAUUUAUUGUCUUGGAAAUAAUUGAUGAUGGAAAUUGCAUUCAAGUAUGUAGCUGCAUAGACGACGAAUAUAUUGGAAUUGAUGGCGAGUGUAUAAAACAAAGUGAAACGUCAGAAUAUCCACGUAUUUUGGAAUCAAGCAAUAAUAUUUCUGAUUAUCAGAANAUGAUUAAUGGCAAUUCGCCUGAUUAG